AUGAAAGUAGGCCAGCUUAAGUAUAUUGAUAGUUUGCAAUUUAUGACUUCUAGCUUGACCUCUCUUACAAAAAAUUUUGGUGAUAACCACCCAAUUAUGACUGAGUAUUUCAAGAAACAAGGCUAUUCUUCUGAACAGAUUUCUUUAGCAUAUCGUAAAGGAAACUUUUCUCAUGAGUAUAUAGACUCUCAUGAUCGAUUUAAGGAAACAGAAUUACCUCUGAUUCAUGAGUUUCAUAGUGUUCUUGGAGAAAGACAUUUAUGCAUCAUUAUGGUCUCAAUUCUAGCCAUUAUGUAUCCGCAUAUUCUCUAUCCUGGGAUGCUAUGCUUAAGAUGA
Molecule: messenger RNA, 336 nt
Organism: Funneliformis geosporum
Lineage: Eukaryota; Fungi; Glomeromycota; Glomeromycetes; Glomerales; Glomeraceae
Source: the annotation of a GenBank genome assembly